CGGAUCCCGAGCCCAGCCGAGCCGGUUGGAGACUCCCUGGCCCUGGAAGCCCCCGCUGCUGCCACUGAGAGACGCGGGCAGGAUGCUGCCUUUACUCUGACCCGCUUCGAACUCUAAGUCGGGGGAACAUAGGUUCAGGGUGGAUGCAGAUGACGUCAUGACCAAAGAGGAGCAGAUCUUCCUGCUGCACCGCGCCCAGGCCCAAUGCCAGAAGCGGCUCAAAGAAGUCCUGCAGAGGCCAGCUGACAUAAUGGAAUCAGACAAAGCAUGGGCAUCUGCAUCCACAUCAGGGAAGCCUAAGAAAGAGAAGGCAUCUGGGAAGCUCUACCCGGAGUCUGAGGAGGACAACGAGGCGCCCACUGGCAGCAGGCACCGAGGGCGCCCCUGCCUGCCCGAGUGGGACCACAUCCUCUGCUGGCCGCUGGGGGCACCAGGUGAGGUGGUGGCCGUGCCCUGUCCUGACUACAUUUAUGACUUCAAUCAUAAAGGCCACGCCUACCGACGCUGUGACCGCAAUGGCAGCUGGGAACUGGUACCUGGGCACAACCGGACAUGGGCCAACUACAGCGAGUGUGUCAAGUUCCUGACCAAUGAGACGCGUGAACGGGAGGUGUUUGACCGCCUGGGCAUGAUCUACACCGUGGGCUACUCGGUGUCGCUGGCUUCCCUCACCGUGGCCGUGCUCAUCCUGGCCUACUUCAGGCGGCUGCACUGCACGCGCAACUACAUCCACAUGCACCUAUUCCUGUCCUUCAUGCUUCGCGCCGUGAGCAUCUUCGUCAAGGACGCGGUGCUCUACUCGGGCGCCACGCUCGAUGAGGCCGAGCGCCUCACCGAGGAAGAGCUGCGCGCCAUCGCCCAGGCACCCCCGCCGCCCACCGCCGCCGCCGCCGGCUACGCCGGCUGCAGGGUAGCUGUGACCUUCUUCCUUUACUUCCUGGCCACCAACUACUACUGGAUUCUGGUGGAGGGGCUGUACCUGCAUAGCCUCAUCUUCAUGGCCUUUUUCUCAGAGAAGAAGUACCUGUGGGGCUUCACGGUCUUUGGCUGGGGUCUGCCCGCUGUGUUCGUGGCCGUGUGGGUCAGUGUGAGAGCCACCCUGGCCAACACCGGGUGCUGGGACUUGAGCUCCGGGAACAAGAAGUGGAUCAUCCAGGUGCCCAUCCUGGCCUCUAUUGUGCUCAACUUCAUCCUCUUCAUCAACAUCGUCCGGGUGCUCGCCACCAAGCUGCGGGAGACCAAUGCUGGCCGGUGUGACACGCGGCAGCAGUACCGGAAGCUGCUCAAAUCCACACUGGUGCUCAUGCCGCUCUUCGGCGUCCACUACAUCGUCUUCAUGGCCACGCCGUACACCGAGGUCUCAGGGACGCUCUGGCAAGUCCAGAUGCACUACGAGAUGCUCUUCAACUCCUUCCAGGGAUUUUUUGUCGCCAUCAUAUACUGUUUCUGCAAUGGUGAGGUGCAGGCCGAGAUCAAGAAAUCCUGGAGCCGCUGGACACUGGCCCUGGACUUUAAGCGGAAGGCCCGCAGUGGGAGCAGCAGUUACAGCUACGGCCCAAUGGUGUCUCACACGAGCGUGACCAACGUAGGCCCCCGCACGGGACUCGGCCUGCCGCUCAGCCCCCGCCUGCUGCCCGCCACCACCAACGGCCACCCCCCGCUGCCCGGCCACAGCAGGCCGGGGGCCCCGGCCCUCCAGGCCACACCACCUGCCGUGGCUGCUCCCAAGGAUGACGGGUUCCUCAAUGGCUCCUGCUCAGGGCUGGACGAGGAGGCCUCGGCGCCCGAGCGGCCGCCCGCUCUGCUGCAGGAGGAGUGGGAGACUGUCAUGUGAUCCGGGACCCGAGCCAGGGUUGGACCCGUGGGCAUAAGGGCUGACAGACGGACCAAGAGACGGCUGGUUGGACGGUUGCCCACUCAGGGCGGGGCUGGGAAGACAAAAGAGGAAAAAAAGAAAGAAAGAAAGAAAGAAAAAGAAAAGGGAAAGGGAAGCAGUGUGUAGCUUCCUAUGGUCUGAGCUGGGGCUCAGGAGGGGAGGCGAGGGCCGGGAGCCAUGGAGCCUUUCUUGGGUUUCACCUCUGGAAGGGCUCCAGGGGCCAGGGGCCAGUCCCCGGGGGCUGGGCACAGUCCAGCAGGAAAGACCUGGGAGAAGCCAAGAGCGGCCCGAGUUUGCUGGGGUCACACGGGGGCCCGGCGGAGCCAUGCAGGAGCUGGGCCACAGCCUCUCCCCGCCACCAGCUGCUGCCUCCAAUGCCUCUGCUGAGGCCCCGGGGUGGGUGGGGGGGACCCCGGCUCCUCUCUGCCAACUCUUCACCUGUUGCCCCGUCACUGUUCACCAAGGGCCAACCGCAGAUCCCUGGGUCCCUGGCCCUGCUCCAGGCCCCUUCCUGCCUGUCUGGUGGCCAUGCUGUGUCCCUUGGGGCCUGGAGCACUCAGGGAGCUCUCCACACAGGAUCUCCAGCCCCCACCCUGGAUUUGACACGCCUCUGGCCACCAGACUGAGAGGGCAAGGGAGCGUGCCGAGGCCAUCAAGUGAGACGUGGGCUGAGGUCCGCGCUGGGGCUCAGGAACUGUGGGGGAGCCUGGGGUCAUCCCACAGGUCCAGCUGGGGUGAGGGCCUGCAGGACUCAGCACAUCCACCCACCGUGGAUCUGAGCCCGUCACUAAGCAUCCCUAGCCCACACCCACCUGCCACUUUAGCCACAUUACUUGCACCCCUCACCCCUGCCCACCUCAGUCUUGGGCCCUAGAAUGGCACAGGCCCUCCUGGCCUGACACUGAGAAUUGACCCAACUGCAUCCCCACCCCAAGCUCUGACCAGAACAAGCUUCGUUCUCAAGUCCGAGGACGGCCUUGCCCCCGAGCCUAUACAAGCUAGUGCCCCUGCCUGGCCCUGCCUUUCCUCAUCUCCAGCGCAAACUUGUUCUUCUCCGUGGACGCAGCAUCUGGAAAGCGCCCCCCAUCUCAAACAGCACCCCCACCCCACUGGGGACUGGGUGAGGUGUCAUAGUCAGUGGGUGGCAUAGACGUACUCUGAGCAGCCUCAGGCCCAGCCCCGCCUUCCUUUCCAGAUGGCAGGUAGGGCAAACAGUUGCUCAAAGGCCCGGUGCACCCAUGGGGCUCCACGUGGUGUGAUGUGCUUGGAACCCUGUGAGAAACGUGGGCCAGGACCUGAAGGGCCACUGAGCCAGCUUAAGCAUCGAGGACUCCUGUGAAUGCUGGGAGCUAUUGGAAACUGUACAGGGAGAGCAACCAAGGUCUGAGACACAUUUAGAAGAGUCCCUGCUUCAUUGGAGAGGCCAGAGGAGGUUACUCAGGCCUCAGGGGAGAGGUAACCUUGUGGAGGAGGUAGCAGGCAGGAAGUACCCUGCAUGAGGCACUGGCUGGGAGAAGGAGACCCAAGCAGAACAGACCCCCAUCCCCUCCCAGGGCUCAGAGCUACGGGACCUCUGGGAACCUCAUCCACCCACCCCACAGGCAGUCCCUGAGGCCGCUAGCUGGCUGGGCCCCAGGGCCCCAUCUUCCAACCCAGACUUCUCCUCAGCAGGCUUCUGAAGUAGAGUCCACGAGGCCCACUCCCCCUGAAACACUCAGACUGGGUACCCCUAGGACAGGGCUGGCCUUCCCACUCAGAGAGGCCCCUGAGCAGCGCCUGGGCCAUCCAGGUGUUGGCAGAGGAAGUGGGAGCCCUCAAUGGGCCUGGCAGGCAGUCAGGACCCUGUUUGCCUUGAGCAGGGGCUGGAGCCAGGUGGUCACUUCUCCCUUCAAGGCCUCCCAGCCCAGCCAAGCCGCAGGGAACACGUAAACACCAGCCGAGCUGGGCGCGGACGGGCAGGGAGGAGGGCACCGAGAGACCCCAGCUCCUCAGCUUCCUUGGCCAGGGUGUCUGGCACCUCAUGGGCUGCCCUGAACCCCAAGUGGGGCCAGUAAGGCGGGCCUCAGCUCCCACCUGUCUUGGGCAUGUGAACAGGCCCUGCCCUCUCUGGCUGGUCUUCCCUCAGCUCCGACUGGGAGAGGAACCUCUGAAGGCCCUUGGAAGGAACGUUACCCCUGGCUGGGGGCCCCUGGAACCCAAGGCCAGGCCCCAAGCCUGGGUGAGACCAUAGAUCCCAGCUCAGAAUGGGGCCUCCAGGGGGCAAGGGGCAUCAGAUGGCUCUGCCCAUCUCAACCUGCAAGCCUGUUGAGAACAAAGAUGGAGCCGGGCCCCCCACGCCCACCCAGAGUGGGCAGGCUGUGACAGCCUCACCCUUCUGCCCUCACCCUGGGGCAGGGUGGGAGGGAACAGCACAGACACAGGGGAAAGGGUACUGAGUUCUCUGGAAGUUCAGAAGGGACAUGACCCUGCCCUAAGGGGUCUUAAGGGGGACAGAGCCCUGCUCUGAUGGUGUGUGAGGGGCCAUGACCCUGCCCGGUGGCCUGAGAGGGUCCGGGCUCUGCCUUGGCUGUUAGAAGAGGUCUGGCCAGGGUCGGGGGGUGGGGUCCGUCAGAGGGGUCGGUCAGGAGCCGUGGGGCUGGCUGCGCAGCUCUGGCACACAGGCUGGGGUGGGCCCAGCUGCUUGUCCCUCAUGCCUCCUCAGCCAGUUCCAGAAUGAUCCCAGCCUGAGGUUCCCAUGGCCAACGGCAACAAGCCCCGGCUGGGGCAGAAGAGCCUCCUCUUGGGCAGAGGAGGGGACUCCAGAGCCAGGCAGGGCCCUGGACCCUGGCUGGCUCCCGGGUGUGCUGUGUGAUCCUGGGCAAGCUGCCUUCCCUCUCUGAGCCUCAGCUUCUCCUCUGAGCUCAGGGCCCUGUUCAGGGCCUGUGCGGGCUCAGCACACAGCAGCCUGCUCCCUAGUGUAAGGCCCCUAGGACACCAGGCCAGGACAUCCCCAGUGACAGGUUCCCUCCUUCUUCAGUGUCACAGUCAUGCAGGCUGUGGGGGCCGAGAGGUGGUGGGCAUGGAUUCUGCGCUCCUCCCUGUCCAAGGGCUGGGGAUGAGGAGAGGGGCCAGGGUCUGGGAGGCAGAAGAGGCAGAAGACCAGAUUCCAGCCUUUCAUUUUGGCCUCAGCUUUCCAGAAUGUGCGGGUGAGGGGAAGGAAGGCGGCUGCAUUAAUUAUGCGCCUACUGUUUAGCCCCCCCCCCCCCCCCCCCCGCAGUUUUAGGGCAGAUAGAGAGAUUUGAAUUCCCCUAAAGGCUUCCUUCCAAUCACAGUUCUCAGACGGAAACACUGGUCGGGGAGCUCUGCAGAUGAGCAGCCCUCAUGGGGUCCUGCUGGCUUUGCUUCCCAAUGGGGAAGAGGAGGGGACAAGGCCCGGCUGGGAGGAUGGGGGUCAGGGCAGGGGAGGGCGGGCUUGUGGCCACCCCAAGCUCCCUUCCCAGAGCUCCAGGGCCUGUGGCUGCGAACUCUUCAGCUCCCGAGGCCUUUCCCCUGCUCCUCACACGCCCCUGGGCUCUGCUCUCCCGGCAGCCCAAGGUUGGAGACCCUGUCCUGGGAACCCUCUCCCCAGCAUGUAUCAGUCAGGGGACGGCCUUGAUGUGAACUGCUCAGAGGCCACACGGGCAGCCUCUGCACCCCCACCAAGCUCACCCACAUCAGUGAGACAGAGGGACGCGUGUGGGGCUGCUAGGUGUGUCUAUUUGUAUUAGUGUAUGCAUAUUGGCAUCUGUGUAUUUAUUUGUACUUAUGUAUGUAUAUUUAUGUGUGUCUGUUCAUAUAUGUGUUGUGUCCAUCUGUACUGCGUCAGUCAGUGGUUCUACCGUAUAUGUACCUGUGUCUGUGUGUAUAUGGACAUGGAUGUCCAUUUGCACGUGUCUACUUGUGUGACUGUAUUGUGUAUCAGUGUGCCUGUUUGUAUGUGUUUGCAUGUGUGUCUGUAUACGUGUGUCUAUUUGUGUGUGUGUGUGUGUGUGUGUGUGUGUGUGUGUGUGUCUAUGUGGACCUGUGGUCUGAGAACGCCGCCUGUGGGUGGAAUUUGGCCCGGGGACGUGUUUGGUUUGGCCCUCACAGUAUUUUCAACAUCUUGAGCCAACAUUUAAAAAUCAGGAUAUUUCACAUAAAAAUUCAGCUUUCCAGUUUCUCUUUAAAAAUUCAGAAGCCCUGGCAGCCCUGGCGCAUGUUCCCAUGAGGCUACUCUCCUCCAGAGCUCACGGGGGCUGCCCAUCCGCCCGCCCCCUCACCGCUCGUCUCGCCUACCAGCGCCUUGAGGAUGACUGAGUUUGUGACCCCAGAGUGUGUGGUCACAACUGCGUGUAAGCCGAGCUGUCAGGGAGCGUGGGCAUCAACUGAGUCUGCACUGGGGGGUGCGUACUUGUGAUCGCAAGUGUGUGCACGAGGCACAGCUGAGUGCAUGGGGGACACGUGGGGGCCUGCACGCGCAGGGGUGGGUGGGAGGCACUGUGCGUGCGGGGGUGUGUGU
This is a messenger RNA of Zalophus californianus (California sea lion), 6392 nucleotides long. RefSeq names its product parathyroid hormone 1 receptor (gene PTH1R). Gene Ontology annotation, molecular function: G protein-coupled peptide receptor activity; parathyroid hormone receptor activity; peptide hormone binding. The transcript is spliced from 15 exons. Gene Ontology annotation, biological process: adenylate cyclase-activating G protein-coupled receptor signaling pathway; intracellular calcium ion homeostasis; cell surface receptor signaling pathway. Lineage: Eukaryota; Metazoa; Chordata; Mammalia; Carnivora; Otariidae. Gene Ontology annotation, cellular component: plasma membrane. The coding region runs from base 158 to 1834 and encodes 558 amino acids. The record is from RefSeq and is a predicted model, not a curated record.